This is a messenger RNA of Hevea brasiliensis (rubber tree), 1752 nucleotides long. RefSeq names its product transcriptional corepressor LEUNIG. Gene Ontology annotation, molecular function: transcription corepressor activity; protein binding. Lineage: Eukaryota; Viridiplantae; Streptophyta; Magnoliopsida; Malpighiales; Euphorbiaceae. The record is from RefSeq and is a predicted model, not a curated record. The transcript has 9 exons. Bases 255 to 1253 code for a protein of 332 amino acids.
UUUAUAUAUGAAAUCACGACAUUCCAGUGUAAUUUCUACGUUGCUAAAUGCUGAAGCGGGAAGGGAAGUCAAGGCAGAUAUUGUUUUGCAGUGAUUCAUGGGCUCAAAUGGCGUCCACGUUAUAGUUUCAUGCUACACCCACUAUACAGCUUGAGCUAUCCGCAACUAAAUUCCAUCGAUCCACCUAUAAAAUCGUCGUCUCCUUGUUCAAAGAUUACCGCUUUCUCAAAUUUCUCUUCUGGGUUUUAUUUGGGAUGAAGGUAUCAAGAAACAAGAUUGGGAAGAGGAGGAAACCUAUGAAGUCAUCUGCUAAUACCUCAGAAAUUGCCCGUGGAGAUACUGUUGCUUCGAAUAUGGAUGCCAACAAUGGGUUCACAUUUACGGAAGUAAAUUCUGUUGAAGCUAGUUCUAUGAAAGUUAUCUCUUGCCACUUUUCUGCUGAUGGAAAAUGGCUUGCUACUGCUGGCCAUGACAAAAAGGCUGUAUUGUGGUAUGCGGAUGGGUUAAAGCCAAAAUCCACCUUUGAAGGGCAUACAUCUUUGAUUACAGACGUCUGUUUCAGUCCUAGCAUGCCAUAUCUUGCAACGUCUUCAUUUGACAAAACUAUCAGGGUCUGGGAUGCUGGCAAUCCUCGAGACUCGUUACAUAUUUUUAGGGGACAUUCUACUUGUGCUCUGUCAGUAGACUUCCACCCAAACAGAAAUGAACUUAUCUGCUCUUGUGAUGGGAAUGGUGAGAUACGGUACUGGAGUAUUACUGACAGCAACUGUGCAGGAGUGUUCAAGGGUGGCACAUCCCAUAUAAAAUUUCAACCCCGUCUAGGGAGGUAUCUUGCUGCAGCUGAGGAUAAUGCUGUGUCUAUACUAGAUGUUGAGACUCAAGCUCGUCAGGAUUUAUUACAGGGACAUGUUAAACCAAUUCAGUUUCUGUGCUGGGAUCCUUCAGGCGAGUAUAUAGCAUCUGUCAGUGAGGAUGCUAUCAGACUCUGGAAACUUGGAUCAGGGGGUGAGGGAGAAUGCAUUCAAGAGUUGAUUUCUAAUGGCUGCAAAUUCCACUCUUGUGUUUUUCAUCCUGCAAACUCUUCAUUGCUAAUCAUUGGCUGUGACCAGUCUUUGGAGCUUUGGAACACGACCGAGAACAAGUCUAUGACCGUUCCAGCUCAUGAAGGAUUAAUUGCUUCAUUAGCUGUAUCAACUGUGACUCGGUUGGUUGCUUCUGCUAGUCAUGAUAAGUUUGUCAAGCUGUGGAUUUGACUCUGCUAGUUCAUUGUCAUUUAAGCGGUUCUAGCUUGUUUAUUUUGGCUGCAUAAUUUCCCACUUUGCGUUUUUUCAAGUUUAGCUCCUCCAACCCCUGAAGCUAACCUUGUUUGUCACAUGUCACUGAUUUUAAGCAAAUGAAAGUUCAAGCCUCUUGAGUUUUGGAAUUGGACCUGAUAAUAAACGAGGUCUGAAACCCAGCCAAAAUCAAGACGAGUGGAUACCUGCAAGACGAGUGGAUACCUGCAAUCAAAGAAGAGUUUAGAGAGCUCUCAGCCUAAUGCUGGGAGUUUCAACCCAAGUUAGAAACCUUGUAAUGAAAUAGGAUACGCUUGAGAAAAUAUAUUGUAGUGGAUUAUAAUAUGUUGUAUGAAGUUAUUUUCAUAUCUGCUAAGAUGUGUUGUUGUGGUUGAAGAGUCUAAAUUAUAAUUACACUAUGUUAUUAGGACCUUUUUUGUGAUUUUCCCACUAAUAAAACAAAUAUUAUUUAUCCCAA